CAUCGCUGCUCCGAUCCCGUAAGUGCCUGCCUAGGCGAAGUCCACAGCCCACUCCUUCCAAUAUUCAAAUGUCUACCUGGCCGUACAGGGAAUACAUUUUGAUACUGGUCAAACCAUUACUUAGAAAAACCCGUCGCUAUUCACUUAUUAUUAGUGAAUAUCGACGGAGUAUUUGAGUUGUGCCGUUUCACGCGUAUCUACCCUCUCAUUGGCUAGAAUGGUCCCACCUGAUCUGGCUUCCAUCUUUAAAGGACAUGUCUUUCCCUUGUUAGAGAGGUCACUCGACCAUCUUGUCAAUAUAAUAAAUAAUCUUUGAUCAAAUAAAAUACAGGUCUGUUUGUUUCCUGUGCGUCAGGCUGCGGCUUUUGACAGUUCGAGAGUGAAAAAGGAGAAGGUGUCCCCCGGUCCAACCACUACUCAAUGAGAUGGCAAACAAUGGGGCAGACUGCGAGCUACCUCAGAGGCGCCUAUCAGCCAGAGAAAAGUACAACGGGCAGUCUGCAGACUCCUUGUCGCUGAGUGAGAGGAAGCAGAGGGACCGCGAGGAGCGUGUGUCUCUGGUUUUAUGGAAGAAACCGCUCGUCACGCUACACUACUUCCUGCGGGAGCUGCUCACAACCCUGAAGGACUGGAUGUGGAGGUUAUGGCGGCAGAGACAUUCAGUCUUGUCUCUGCUGGUGCUGGUCACCCUCUUCUCCAUCGCCUACUCUGUUAAAGGAACACAUCAGAAGUAUGUGCAACACACGGAGAAGAGGUUCCUGUGGUGUGCUUACUGGGUAGGCUUGGGUAUCCUGUCAUCUGUGGGACUGGGGACUGGCCUGCACACCUUCCUCCUCUACCUGGGUCCACACAUAGCAUCAGUGACCCUGGCAGCAUAUGAAUGUGGUUCGGUGGAUUUCCCGGAACCCCCCUACCCCGAGCAGAUCAUCUGCCCCCAGGAAGAGGUGUUGUUGGGGGGGACAGAGGCUGUGGCCCAAGCGGGUGUGGAGGGCUUGGCGGGGGUGGCAGCAGCUGUACAGGGAAGCAUCUCCCUCUGGACCAUUGUCUCCAAGGUCCGCUUAGAGGCCUGCAUGUGGGGAGCAGGCACAGCCAUCGGGGGAGCUGCCCCCUACUUCAUGGCGCGGGCAGCGAGGCUGUCUGGAGAAGAGCCUGAUGAUGAAGACUAUGAAGAGUUUGGAGAGUUGCUGGAGCAGGCAGAGACUCCACAGGACUUUGCCACCAGAGCAAAACUAGCAGUGCAGAAAAUGGUUCAGAGAGUUGGAUUCUUUGGAAUUCUCGCCUGUGCCUCUAUCCCAAAUCCAUUGUUUGACCUGGCAGGUAUAACAUGUGGCCAUUUCCUUGUUCCCUUUUGGACCUUUUUUGGAGCAACACUAAUUGGGAAAGCCAUAAUCAAAAUGCACAUUCAGAAACUGUUUGUGAUCAUAACCUUCAGCAGCCACAUAGUGGAGCAGAUGGUGUCUCUGAUCGGUGCUGUCCCAGUGCUGGGCUCCUCUCUACAGAAGCCCUUUAGGGAGUACUUGCAGGCCCAGAGAGCCAAGAUGCACCACCACGCGGGAGAGGGGACCUCAGCCGAUGAAAACGGGCUGUCGUGGGUCUUUGAGAAGGUGAUCGUGGUCAUGGUUUGUUUCUUUGUCUGCUCCAUCGUCAACUCCAUGGCCCAGAGCUAUGCCAAGCGCCAGCAGCAGCAGAUGUACUCUGAGGGGAAAACCAAGUGAAGGCAACACUAAGAAGCGAGAAGAGCAGCUAGCCUAGCACACAUUCUGGGCUCUCGGUCAAAAAACCCUCAGCACAAACCUGCUGUAUCCUACACUUUUUUCUCUGUCUCCAAUAAUCUCCAAUGAGACACAAACCGCCAUAAUCCGAAGUAUGGGCGUCCAUGUUAUCGAUCGAUGGAUAUCCAUCCGUAUGAAGUAACCGUUUUCUUUGUUUCUGUAGUGAUACUGAAGGUUAUCCGUUUACAUGGAACUUGGACUUAAUUUAUUUGCUUACCAGGAUUUUUUGAUAGAGAUGAUGGCCCAUAGUUUUUUGCUUCCUCAGUGGUUGUUCACUAUAAGGUAGGUGCAUGGCCAUGUGGUGUGGUGUUGUAUGGAUAGGACAUCCAUUUCAUUGAGCAGCUCUACAGUGACUGUGUGUGGGUGGGUCAGCAGCUACUGGCACUGAUUCUCCUCUGCGAGGCCUUAAGUACUCUUUGGUCCAGCUUCCACGACUAGAACUGAUAGUCUUAUCAUAGAGCCUGUUUAUUUAAAUGAUUAUGUUUGGCUUGGAUCGGUUUUAUUUUUCUUAAAUGGUUUGGUGUGUGCACUGUAAUGCAGGGACUGAUGUUAUAUAUUAUUUUAGUUGUGUAAGGCCUAAUCUGUUUUUUCCCCAGUUCAUUUGUUAGGGUUUUUUGUUGUUGUUGUUUUUUCAACUGAAAUGGGAUAGACAAGGAAUGUACAUGGAAUGCACAUCUUGUAAAUAUAGCUAUGAUAAUAUAGGAUUUUCAUAACUUCACUUCGACAAAUCUGAUGUAGAUAGAUCUGAAUAAAUCAAAACAGGGAGUUAAAUCACUUGAUUUUUAUCUGUACCUAUACUACUAUUGAUGUCAUUUCUAUGCUGUAAAAUUCCACAGAGUGAGCACCUUUGGAUCAGACUUCAUAAAUCGUCCAUGAAUCAUUCUGCUGGUCCCUUUGUCUGGAGUUAUUUUCUACUUCCAAUAAGAGAGCACAUGAGUCAGACCUGGGGCUGCUCAACCAACCAGAUGCACUGAUGGAUUGAAUCAGAUCUGUGUUUGUGCCACUUCUGGAACUCUCUUCCUUAUAGAGCCUUUCAUUCGGAUCACAAUUCGUGUUUGGUGGUAUCUGUUUAGUUUAUAUGAUCUUUUAGGGGUUGUGCCUGGUUUGAAGCUUGUGGUAAGUGAUUCCUUUGUCUUCAGUGCCUGGCUAUUGAGGGAGUUUCAGACAGUGUGUGUGUUAAUGCAGCAGACUCCUCUGCACUCUCUCAACUCCCAUGUAAAGCUUGAAUGCUCCGUAAGCUCAUGUUCACAAUUCCUCUGGGAGGAAGGGCAGCACUUAAAAUGAUGUUAUGUCAUCAAUAUGUUACUUUUUUCUGUCUUAUGCUUGUUGGAUAACGUCAGCUGGCUUGUGAUCCAAGAUUCCUAUUUUUCGUAAUUGCUUGUGAAUUAUUUUUGUAUUUUUUUGUACUGUUGCCCUGGUAUGUUGGUUUGGGAGCUCCGGGCGGACAGGCAGGAAAGGGGGGGAGCGAGUGGAGAGAAAAAGAGAGCGAGCGCAGUGAAACGGGUCUGUGGCGUUACCUCCAGUGAACCCUCCUAUGAACUCGCUGCACUGCCCCAGUGACGGAGCCAGGAGACGAAUCAGUCGAGUAGAUUCAAAACAGAGAGGCACUGUUGAACGCACAGAGCCUCAGCCUCCCUCCAGUCUGCUGCAGCUCUGCUAAUCACCCCAUUCAAAUACAGCCUCUCUCUCUCAGGGUAAGUAAUGGAAGGAUUUUUCCCCCUCCUCUUUCCUCAUGUUACGUGUGUGUUUGUGUCUCAGGCAUGUCCGUCACUCUCUCGGCCUGUCAGAUAGCUUAUCAGACUGGUGUUGGCUGUUACAUUGCAAGGCGACAACAGUCUGUAGGCUGUCUGACAUUUCGGGCUCUUUCAUCUGACCAGCAUCCUGUUUUCUCUUUGUCCGUCUGUGGUUGUUGUCAUUGUUGAAGCAUCGGUUCCCAUUUUGAGCUGUGUGGUCUGAUGUUAUUGUUCCUUUGUUGCAAAAUAUUUUAGACAUAAGUUUGGUUUAUUCGCUCUCUUAUUGAUGUAUUCUUUGUUGACUUCUUUUAAAGUGGUUAUAUAUGUAUAUCUGUUUGUAAAUUAAAAUGUAUUGCCGUUAAUUUGUC
Molecule: messenger RNA, 3873 nt
Organism: Oncorhynchus tshawytscha (Chinook salmon)
Lineage: Eukaryota; Metazoa; Chordata; Actinopteri; Salmoniformes; Salmonidae
Product: vacuole membrane protein 1
Exons: 12
Coding region: 426-1715 (429 amino acids)
Source: RefSeq, a predicted model, not a curated record